Molecule: messenger RNA, 2646 nt
Organism: Notolabrus celidotus (New Zealand spotty)
Lineage: Eukaryota; Metazoa; Chordata; Actinopteri; Labriformes; Labridae
Gene: qtrt2
Product: queuine tRNA-ribosyltransferase accessory subunit 2
Exons: 9
Coding region: 239-1528 (429 amino acids)
Molecular function (GO): tRNA-guanosine(34) queuine transglycosylase activity
Source: RefSeq, a predicted model, not a curated record
GUGAUGACGACAUAUUCCUGCGACUUGUAGUUCCUGUAUCGUAGUGGAAUCGGAAUACUGUAGUUAGUCGGCUGAAAGGGGUUCAUGUUUUAAUAUUUUUUAAUAAUUAUAACCAGGGCCAUUUUAAACAUGUAGUUAAUGUUUCAGGUUUGUCGUUUGAGAGCUGUUCAGGUUUUGACUCGGCGAUAGUUGGACCUAAGUCACAACACGAAGGACGUGGAGCUGUGAAGGAGCUCCCAUGGCUGGCGGCAGGAUGAAGCUGGAGCUGAGCCGUGUGAUCCAGGGGAGAGGUCGGCUGGGUGUCCUGAGGGGACUCGGCAGGACGGGGCAGCACUCUCUAGAAGUCCCGGGCUGUCUGUUGUACACACACUUCGGCACUGUACCCCACCUGACCCAGGAGACACUGCACACUCUGAGCAGCCUCCCCUCCGUCACACAGGUCACCCUGUCCAACAUAGCAGAGCACCUGGAAGUGCUGGAGGAGUUUAAGGAGGGGCUCUGGAAGUUUGCAGGUCUACAUGACACUGUCCUGUACUGCUCGCUGCAUGACCCUGCGACCUCCUGCCCGACAGGUUACACCACAAACAAGACAGUGUCUGUGUGGGGCAGUGGCGGCCGCAUAGAGCUGACAGUGGACAAGUUCAUGGCUCUCCAGAAGACGGUGAAGCCGGACUGGUACCAGAGCAUGGCAGAUGGAGAGACAUGGCAGAACAACACCUCUCGAAAAAGGGUUCGAAAGUCAGUGGAUCGAACUCUGGCCCACCUGGACGAGUGUCUGCAGGUGCACCAGAAAUCACAGGAGUUAGAGGGGGUGGAGGUGUUCGGUGUGGUGGAGGGAGGAGACAUCCUGGAGGAGAGGCUGCGCUCAGCCAGGGAGACCGCCAAGAGGCCCGUGGCGGGAUUCUGCCUCGACGGUCUUCAAACGGCCGCAAUCGACCAGAACCUGAGGACCCAGCUCAUCACUGCUGUGACCAGAGAGCUGCCUGAGGACAAACCCAGGCUGCUGCAAGGCGUCGGACGACCUGAUGAGGUACUGGCGUGUGUCGAAGCCGGAGUGGACCUGUUUGAGGGUUUCUUCCCCUUCCAGGCGACAGAGCGAGGCUGUGCUCUCGUCUUCAGCUUUGAUGUCUCCCCGGACCCUGAGUGCGCAGGUAGAGCGCCCCCUACAGUGCUGGAGCUGGACAAAGAGAGGGACACCCUGGAGGGGAAGCAACAGAAUGGAGAUGUAACCCUUGAUGAUCAAACACAGAUGACAUCCUUUGAGAUCAAUCUCAAAGACAAGAGGUACCAUGACGACUUCAGACCCUUGGUGGAGGGGUGUGGCUGCUACUGCUGCAAGAACCACCAGAGGGCGUACCUGCAUCAUCUGCUGGUGACCAAUGAGCUGCUGGCCGGAGUCCUGCUCAUGAUCCACAACACGGCCCACUACCACGGCUUCUUCGGAGCCCUCAGAGACGCCCUGGCCACCGAUAAGCUGGGCCACCUCAAGAGGCGGGUACUCCGGGAGAGAGAGGGCUUAGACGGAUAACUCGGGAGAGAUAGGAGAGUGAUUGAUCUCGCUGUUCCUCCAAAGAUCACUACACUCACCCAGAGGCAAUCAGCUCUAUCUCCCUCCUCCUGGUUCACUUAGGAUAAACUUCGGCCCUGCAGAGACUUUGAGACUGAGUCACUCCGCACAUCUCUAAAGUCAUGCCUCUUAUGAACAGAGAGCCGGGCAGAUAAAGACAACACUAAGAUGUUUGUCUCUGUUUGUUUCCCUGCUUCACGUCAGGAAGGUUUGUGUAUUGAUCUCAGCUGAAAGCGAGAAAUGGGAGUAGGGUUAGGAGGCCGGAGAGAGAAAGGAGUUGGAUAAGAAGUCAGGAGGAAUCUGCAUGAAGAAAGAAAUGUGAUGGAUGGUUUUCUAUCGACUCUGACCCUCCUGUUGUGGUCUGAUUGCAGGUCAGCGGCUGACUAACAUCCCCUGGACUCAUUAGCAUAGCAGCAUCAACCUGCGGGAGAGCAAACCUGACCAUUCAUUAGAGGGGUUUGAAAAAUGAAAACAGAUCCUAACAUCAAAAUGUCAAGCAUACAUGGAUUUCCUCAAGCCUUGUUUUGUCACUUUAUACUUUUUUUAUCCUCCUUUGUGACAUGCUCUAUGAAUAUUUGAAUGUCUCUGUUGAACACCACAUGGAAGAAGCUUUUCACACACAUGCACACAGCAACUUUAGUGUGUGUGUGUGUGAUGAGAUUAUGUUUGCACCAAACACACGGAUGCUGUUGAUGUGGUCUCUCCUGGGCUUAGGGAGGUUACCUGAAGGUUUGCGCUGACAGCUCCACCAUUCCAGCUGCGGUGGAGGGAUAAAGAUCAAAUAAAGAUAUGUGUCUCUGCUGCCUCCCAUGCAGGCCUUCUGAAGGUGAGGAGAUAUAAUUGACUGUCGGGCUGUGCAGAUGUCUGAGGGGGAAUAGGGAUGGGCAGAGGUAGGAGAGUGUCAUCAGCAAUAAGGACUUUGGUGGGACUGAGCAGUAUAAAGAAGAAGGUAAAGAAGAGGAGGGUUUUCAGCAUCCAGUAGGCGGGUGCUUCAGACAUACAUGUGGAAAAUUGAUUCAAAAUGGGUCUGGGGGAUCCCUGUGGGAAAAUAAAGACUGAUUUUUUAUAACUUUUCUCAA